UGUCGCGUGACCCAGGGGUCAAACUAACCCAAGUGAGAGAUUGAAGCGUCCAAGUCAGAGGGCGGGAUGACCAAAGGCAGGCCUUGUCGUCAUCUUAUAUUUCCUAUCAUCCUCUUCCUCUCGAAUUCCUCUGCAAUUCGAUGUCCGGCAGGCACAAUAACGAUAUUAAUAAUAAUUCUCGGGAUUGAAUCCUUUCCACAACGUGGGUUGUCACAACUCAGCAGCAGCCUUUGCAUCUGAAUUAUCUGGCAGCACAGCAUACAUUUUAACCUGUGUUGCUUUUACUUUGUUAUUUCUUUCCAGUUAUAAAUAGAAAUAUAUUUUUGGGGUUGGAGAUCUGAAGCCGUUUUGAAGGAAUUGUUUGGUGGGCUUUGAUCGAGGAAAGAUGAGCUUCCAGGAUUUGGAAUCUGGGCGGCCGCUGGGCCUUAGAAGAGAGGGCAUUAAUGGACGGCAGGACCCAUCUCAGGCCGUCGCCGGCGGAAUUUUCCAGAUCAACACAGCGGUUUCAACAUUUCAGCGUCUAGUAAAUACUGUCGGCACGCCAAAGGAUACUCCUGAGCUCAGGGAGAAAUUGCAUAAGACUAGGCAACAUAUUGGACAGAUGGUGAAAGAUACAUCCGCAAAACUUAAAGCAGCUAGUGAAGCAGAUCAGCAUACAGAAGUUAGUGCUAGUAAGAAGGUUGCAGAUGCAAAACUUGCAAAAGACUUCCAAGCAGUCUUAAAGGAGUUUCAGAAGGGCCAACGGCUUGCAGCUGAACGUGAGGCAGCUUACACACCUUUUGUUCCGCAGGCAGUUCUGCCAUCAAGUUAUGUUGCGAGCGAGCUGAAUUUAAGCCCAGACAAAUCUCAGGAACAACAAGCUCUUCUAAUAGAAUCAAGGAGGCAGGAAGUUCUUCAGUUAGAGAAUGAUGUUGUGUUUAAUGAGGCCAUUAUUGAAGAACGGGAGCAAGGGAUAAAGGAGAUUCAGCAGCAAAUUGGAGAAGUCAAUGAAAUUUUCAAGGAUCUUGCGGUUCUAGUUCAUGAGCAAGGAGUGAUGAUAGAUGAUAUUGACUCUAACAUUGAGAGCUCUUACUCUGCAACCGUUCAAGCUAAAAGUCAACUGGCUAAGGCAUCUAAAACCCAAAAAUCUAAUUCAUCUCUGGCAUGCUUGUUGCUGGUAAUUUUUGGUGUCGUAUUGCUCAUUAUCAUCAUAGUCCUUGCUGCAUAAUUCGCAAUGUGUUCCCUGCAACAAUUUGAAUCUUUCUUUUUAGAAGCUACGGCAGUCUCUUCAGUUGGUAGGAACAAAAUUGGAUCCGUUCUUACCAUUUCUUAGGUACAGUUUUUUGAUGUAUCUGAAAGCUGGGUUCAUUUGUACCCCAAUGCAGUGUAGUUAUCAUUUUUUGAGAAUGGACAAACAUUAUAGGUUUUUCGUUUACACAUAUGGUAUAUGUUAUGAAUCAUUUUGUGGUCCAGAGGAGAUGGAAAAGUUAAAAAUAUGUAACAUAGCUUAUUGCUGUUUGAUUAUAGUGUGUAAUUAGUAUGCAAAAAGGUUGCUGUCUAUAUUGUUAAGUAACGGUUACAUUUAUAAUUUGUGCAAUUGUAGUUAUUCUGCUAUCAUGAGCCACCAUUGACAAAAUCCAGGUACUGUGGUCUCAUAUGGAAUAAUAAUUGUUUCCUUUUGUGAUUUUUUAAUGAAUGAAUAAUAUGGUUUUCUGCA
Molecule: messenger RNA, 1696 nt
Organism: Cryptomeria japonica (Japanese cedar)
Lineage: Eukaryota; Viridiplantae; Streptophyta; Pinopsida; Cupressales; Cupressaceae
Product: syntaxin-22
Exons: 7
Coding region: 386-1207 (273 amino acids)
Biological process (GO): vesicle fusion; vesicle-mediated transport; intracellular protein transport
Cellular component (GO): membrane; SNARE complex; endomembrane system
Molecular function (GO): SNARE binding; SNAP receptor activity
Source: RefSeq, a predicted model, not a curated record